CGCCUGCGUGCGCGGGGCGCCGCUGCCCGCGGAGGACGUCGGCGGCGCGCCGCCCGCGACCGCUCGCGUGGACCGCUGGUCCCCGCACGCCUUCGUGGACGCGUUCCUCGGAACGCACUGGGUGGAUUUCAAUCUGGGAAGGUGCGGGGACGCGAGCGAGGCGCUGUCGUUCGUCGUGGACGACACGCCUGGUCUCCGCCGUCUCUUCCAGACAGGAUGCGGCGACGAGGUCAUGCUGAGGCUGCCAGCUUUCGUGGACGGGGCAGACGACGGCGACGACGCCCUGUCGCCGCAGGACUUCUUCCUCGACGGGGGCGCGCAGACACUGGACAUUCGAGAGCUGCUCCGCCGCGGCGCCUCCAUGGGCGGGCGACUGCAAUCGAAGCCCGAGUUGUUGGCGGUCCACGUGCCUCAGAGAUGGGAGCGGGGCGACGGCGCGGCGCUCUUCCUCGGCGGCUGCGACAUCGCGCCCUACUGGGGCGAGCUCCCGGUGGUGGCUCUGAGGGCGGGGGAGGAAGACGUCGCAUACCGCCUGCGCGCCUACGUGCAGUACAUCCUGCCCGAGGGAUCGGACGCCAUCCCAUCCCGCGUCCUGAAUGACCCCCAGGGCCACUUCGUGGCCCACUUCGAGGAGGACGGCAGCUGGUACACUGCAGACGACCUGGGCGAUCGGCCGCGCGUGGUCCAGUGGGCGCCGGGCACCGAGCACAAGAUGCCCUUCGUGAUCUUCCUUGAGAGGGUGGACUCCAGGGCGGCCUGCGCCGAGGCGUGCCCGUGGCCGCCCGGGCCUGUCGUCGACGGCGCGGAAGGCGCGGGCGACGACGGCGACGCCGACGCGGACGGCGAGGGCAGCCCCGGCCUCGACGGAGCGCCCGAGGAGGAUGGGGGGGGUGGCGGGGCCGGCGACGCCAGCCAGUCGGGCGCGCGGAAGCGGCCCGCGGCGUCCGCGAGGAGCGGCGCCCCUCCCAGGAAGCGCCUCCGCCUCCGAGGGAAACAGAGCGCAGCUGGAUGGCAGCAGAGCCGCGCUGGCAGGCAGCAGAGCCGCGCUGGGAGGCAGCAGGAUAGGCAGCAGAGCCGCGCUGGGAGACAGCAGAGCCGCGCUGGGAGGCAAGACGGCCGGAGCCGCGAUGGCCGCGACGACCAGAAGCGCGGAUGCAAGCCAGAGGACGUGCUCCGGCAGGGGCGGAAGCCGAAGAGCAAGGGCGACAACGCCGACGGGUCUAGGCAGGACGCCCAGAACAACGCCGCCGCCCCUGUCCUGCGCAGCAGCAGAGACGCGAAGAGCUUGCAGGCGGCCUGCGACGCGCGCCGGGAGUGCGGCGACCUCUUCUUGCUCUUGCACUUGCUGGAGCCGCUGGCCGUUGCCGAUGACCUGCUGAAGUAUUACCCAGACUUCUUCGUCUACGCUGGCGACGAUUGCGCCAACCGAUGGGCGACGUUCCUGCGCGCCCCCGAUCGGCCAAACAAGUUGGCAGGCAGGCUGCGGGAGGCGCUCGGGGUCACGGAGGAGGAGAUUUCCGACGCCAGGCGCCGACUGGAGUGCGGGGAGUGGCACAUGCACCACGUCGCGGAGCUCCUGGACGAGCGCCUGAACUCCGCCCGCGGCGUGCACUCCGUGUCGGCCGCGGUCCGCAUGGCGGCGGGCGACGGGCCGGGGGCGCAGGGCGACGGCAAUCCGUUGAGGGCGCACCUGGCGGAGGCGUGGCAGCGCAGAGCCUGCAACCGCGGGCCGCCACGGCACUCGGCCAUGCCUGCGCGCCUUCGGGAUCGCUCUGAGCGGUUUCAGUGCCCCGCGCCUGCGCUGCAGUAUACCUGCCGCUUGUACGAGGCCGAGUUCCCCAACAGGGAGGCGGUCAAGGCGCGCCAGGACAGGGUCCACGAGGGGCAGCGGUGGUACCAGUCGCAGUACGUGGCGCGGUGCGAGCUGGAGCCCUACCAGCCGUCGCCGACCGAGGAGCGCCAGGCGAGCGGGUUCCACAUCUCCCAGUGCUGCGCCACCGUCGACCCCGUGGACGAGCCGUUCGCCCCGAAGCUUGAAUCGGAAGUGCAGAAGCAGCUGCUGCACGCGGCGAUCAUCGAAAGGAUCGUCGGCGAGAUCGGACAGGGGGCUCCCGCGGAGGAUGCGUCCCUGCAGACGGCCAAAGCGGCGGAGUCGGCAGCCCGCGCUCAGGCGGCGUGUCAGGCGAGGGAGCCCCGCGCUUUCCAGGCCUGCGUCUGCUGCGCAAUGCAGCAGUGGUCCGAGAAUCUCCACUCGGAGUUUCUCGUCGGCGACAUGUGCACCAUCAAGGACCGGGCCAAGUUCGCGGAAUGCCUGUCGGCCGAGUGGUAUCACCAACGAUGGCCCCUCAUACCGCACGAGGAGCUGAUGUUGUCGGCCGUGGACUUCCCGCACGAAGACAGCGAGGGCUCGCCGACGUCCACGAAGAUACUCUUGCACAAGAGGCGCGUGCCGCCAGAGGCGCUCGAAGGGAAGGAGCCUGUGAAAGUGUGCGACGACUGCCGGAAAAACCAAUGGUCCGAUCGUCCCCAGGUGCCGCUCAUGGCACUGGUGAACGACCUCUGGCUGGGCCGCCACCGCCCUCUGCUGAGGAAGGCCGCUCUGACGCGCCAGAUGCUGCUCGCGCUGGGCCGCGUCGUGUCCGCGAAGAUCUACCUGUCCAGCAAGGGCGCCGACAAGGCCGUCCGGCAGGAGCAGCAGUCCUGGAGGCAGAAGUUCUUGCAGUACGCCAUGCAGGGCACCGCCAUCGUGUUCGGGAACGGGAACGUGGACCACGCGAUGCGGAGCUUCCCGCUGGAGCCUGACACGCUCAGGGACACGUUCGUGGCCGUCUUCGCGGGCGCGGACGACGACGACGAGGGCAUCCCCCUGACUGAGGAGCAGAAGCAAGAGAGGGCCCUGCGAGCCAUGAGGGAGGAGGUGGCGUUGCACGUCGACAAGGCGGAGUACGACGCCCAGGCGCGGUUGUUGAAGCAACACAACUACGUGUACAAUGACCCGGGCGUGCAGUACCGAUCGGACUUCGUGGACCAGUUUCCCUCGCAGCCGGGCGUGCCCGACUGCAUGCUGGCCUGCGCCAAGUACAUCCCCACGGACGCGGCGUUGGACGACGUCGCGCAGGCACAGGGGCCCGCCUCGGCCACCACUGGCGGGCAGGCCGAGAUGGGCGCGGCCGCCGAGGACGCGCAGGAGCUGACCAAGUGGCUGUCCGUCCUCGAGGACCACAUGGACGACGUCAGCGAGCUCGCGCCCCUGCCGGCGCUCCAGGGCAUGCUCGAGAGGAUGGAGAGCCAGGCGGGGCGCGUGGUUGCCAACGAGCUGAUGUCCAGGCUCGAGGACCAGAGAGGCGAGGACAGGGCGAUGCAGCUGGACGAGAUCGGGCGUCACCGCCUGCGAGAUCUUUGCAAGGAGUUCCAUUCGCGCUGUCGGAAGAUCUCCCCGGGGGAGGACAUGGCGAAGCUGCACUGGCGUGUCCAGGCGCUGGAGACGAACUACUGCCAGACGAGGGAGGACGCGGGCGACCUGGCGCGACCUGCAGGAGUCGCGGGGACUCCCGCCGAGGACGACCCGCGCUCCUUGCAGGAACCGCCCGGACCAGACGGCCAGCGAAAGGCGAGGCUUGUGGUGCCCACUUCAAAGAAGGCGGAGACCUGGUGGGAUCCGAAGUACUGGUCGAUUGCCAGGCCCACGGACUUCUGCUACGGGGACUGCGCCUGGGGCCUCGGCGAUAAGGAGGGUCGGCUCUGCUUCAGCGUGGCGCACUUCAUCAGGAACCUUCUUACGCGGGAGGAGAUGGAGUACGACGUGCCCGGCGACAAGGAGAAGUACAAGGCCGAACCCAUCAAUCGUUUCCGGAGCUCCUGGUACGACGUGCACCUGCUGCACUCCUUUUACAGAGUCACGGAGACGACCAACAGCACCUACACCUUCAUGAAGCAGCCUGGGGCGUUCGGGGCCGCCCGCGCCUGCGCGGACAUCACGCCAGAGAUGAUCGGGGCGUAUACCCUGCGUUUUGGCCCACCCGUGCAGUUCGUCACCCCGAACCUGGCCGACACCAAGCAGCCCCUGAUCCUCGUCGUGCAGGGGGAGGAGUACAACUUCGACAACGACCUGAACGAGGCGGAGAGAUUCACGUGCAGCGAGAUGUCGCAGCGUAUCGCAAAGGACCCCACGGGCCAGUCCGUGGUGUUCGAGCUGAUGAUGAGGCUGUUCUUCGUCCACGUCCUCGGCCUGCGCCCAGAGACCGUCGGGUGGCGGCGAGGAGAAGUUCAAAAGCCUUCGGAGCACUGGGUUUCCGACGGCGUCGCUGCCGAUCUCAUGGGCGCGCCCACAGUGUUCGGCCCCCUCGCGGCGGCGUUCGGGCCGGUCGGGGCCCAGGGCCGCGGCUCGCUGCAUCCGCACAUCCUCAUCUGGCUGCUGCAGGGCCAGCUGCACGUGCUCUUGGACAUGCUGCAGCGCGACCAGGCGCGCUUCCAGGAGCGCCUGAGCCUGUGGAUGCGGCAGGUGGUGCAGGCCGUCGUCGCCCCUCAGCAGAGCUCCGCGGAGAUGCAGCCCCAGCAGCUGCAGGGGGGCGAGAACAAGUGCAGGGUCCAGGUGCCGCCGCUCCCCUUCGGGCCCAACGAGAAGCGGUACUUUAGAGCCGACGGGAACGCGGAGAUGGCCACGGCAGAACAGCUCGGGGCCGAGGGCGAAAUCGAGCGGCAGGAGCUGUGGAUCAACGAUCCCAAAGAAACCGCAAAUCGAGGGGAGGACGUGUAUCACAAGGCGAUUCGCCCCGAUCUGCCGCUGCGCAACAAGGCCGGCGAGACCGUGGACGACGAAGCGACGUGGACAGAGCAGCAGGCCGCGGAGAGCAAGAGGCAAUGGCAGCGGCCGCUCUCCAGCAGCGCCUCCGGCAUCUUCCCGAAGUACCGCAGCGGGUGCACCCUCGAGCAGUCUCUCCCGAGCGACGAGUGGAUUCGCGAGAUGUGCCGCGACGCGCGCGAGCUCGUCAUCGGUUGCGGCAUCCACGUCUGCAGCCCCUCCUGCUAUAAGUACCAUUCCGACAAGACGCGCGGCUCGCAGAUCUGCCGCCACAACUACUACAACCUGGUGACAUUGUGCACGUGGCCCGAGGAGGGGGACUCCCAGGAGUGCCGGCUCCGCACGCGCGGGAAGGCGCUGCGUGGCUGCAUCGGGAUAUUCCAGGAGACGGACUACGGCAUGGCCGGGCGCAUCGUCACCUUUCAGCUCCACCCCGGGGAGACCACCACCAAGUGCGCGGCGCUCGUCUCAGCGCGGUGCAACGUGGACGUGCAGGACAUGAGACGGGUGCUGCCCCCGCGCCUGUGGAUGGAGGCGUCGGAGCUGGAACCGCCGGGGAAAGAGGAGCACCGCAACAGUUACAACCACGGCCUCUACCCUCAGCGCUACCCUGACUUCCCGGUGGGCGCCCGGGAGGACUGGGGAUGGUUCCAGCACCUGACCACCACGUCCGAGGCGAAGUGGGACCUCGUCGUAGUCACCGGCUGGCACGAGAUCUUCAAGGAGCUCGCGGACUGCGAUAGCCCGAGCGUGGACGGUGACGACGCUGCGCGCGCAAAUCUCCAGUGCGACCUGGAACGGCACGCGCUCGCCACUUUCGUGGAUACUCACAACACGAGCUACUACGUGAACUCUUACACCACGAAGGUGAACCCCAACAUGGACAACGUGCUCUGCAAGCUCCUUGACGGCGUGCGCCGCCUCAAGAGCCAGUGGGGCGAUCGGGAAGCGCAGGAUUUCAAGCGCACGCUGCAGGUGCUGUCCCGCUUCGAGACCUGCUUCCGCAGGGCCUCCUGGAAGAGCGGCAGCGGGAUGGUAUUCCCAAUGCUUUUCGGGCACCUCUCCUUCCUGACGCACCGUUGCUGGAAGGUGUUCACGCGGAAAUCCAUCUACCUCGCCGCGGAGUCCUGGCGCAGGCGAUACGGCCAGGCCGACACCGCGGAAAGCCCGCCCGCCGCCUCGAUCACGUACGCGGUCCCCGGCACUGGUCAGCAGGUCGCGAUGCCGGGGUGGAGCGAGGUGCAGCGCGAGGGCGAAACGGUGUACGUCAGCCCCGACGGCGAGGAGUUCGACACGAUCGAGUACGCGCACCAGGCGUUCCAGAUCGCGAACGCCAGCGGCGGCUCGCUGCGCGACGUGACGAAGGCAUUGAACAAGAUGCGGGAAGGCGAAGCAGAAGAGCAGCCUGAGGCACCGGGGCCGACCGUCGAGGGCCUCACGCAGGGCAAGUGCAGGGGCGCCGUGCUGAGCCAGCACGACGACUGGAUGCACCGCGGAGACCACCCGAUUGUCCGAGACAUGAACCUGUACGUCUACAGCAUCUGGGUGUACCGCGUGGAACUGCCGUUGCACGCCCUUCCGGCCGGGGAGCUGGAGCCCGAGGGCAGCGGGGGGCGCGCCCUGCACGUGGACAUCGCCUUCGACUCGUCCUACUCGGCGGCGCGGAACUGGACGCAGAGGCUGGCCGCCGAGCCGCGCAUCCCGAAGCCGGACGGCUUCCAGUUCGUGAGCGCGGAGUCGAACGUCGAGACGCACUACCUCAUGAAGUCGGUGCUGCUCAGACCAGUGCAUCUGCCGGACGCCGACGGGCCCAACGACACGAAGGAGCUGCGCUACCUCCGCGCGUACGAGCACCU
Molecule: messenger RNA, 6657 nt
Organism: Prorocentrum cordatum
Lineage: Eukaryota; Dinophyceae; Prorocentrales; Prorocentraceae
Source: the annotation of a GenBank genome assembly